AUGCAACAGCUCGAGCAUAUCGCUUGCAAGACACGCAUGCGCAAAGUCAUGCUGACAGUCUUUAGCAACAACCUCGAAGCCAAAGCUUUCUACAAAAGGAUCGGGUGAGUGCUUGCUUCGCGUCCCUGUUCCCCCUCCAUCCGACCGUGCACAAAGCUGACGCAUGACGAGCAGAUACUGGACCGACUCGAUCAGCCCCAAUCAAUGGUCUACAGAGAGCGCGACGUCUUUAGACCAAAAGAGUGACAACGAGACAGAGUACGAUUACGACAUCCUCAGCAAAUCUGUGGUGCCGA
Ceraceosorus bombacis is the source of this 296-nucleotide messenger RNA. The record is from the annotation of a GenBank genome assembly. NCBI's taxonomy places the organism in Eukaryota, Fungi, Basidiomycota, Exobasidiomycetes, Ceraceosorales, Ceraceosoraceae.